This is a messenger RNA of Oryzias melastigma (Indian medaka), 3907 nucleotides long. It is a transcript of the gene slc17a9b, whose product is annotated as solute carrier family 17 member 9b. Gene Ontology annotation, biological process: transmembrane transport. The transcript is spliced from 14 exons. Gene Ontology annotation, molecular function: transmembrane transporter activity. Lineage: Eukaryota; Metazoa; Chordata; Actinopteri; Beloniformes; Adrianichthyidae. Gene Ontology annotation, cellular component: membrane. The record is from RefSeq and is a predicted model, not a curated record. Bases 362 to 1762 code for a protein of 466 amino acids.
GCCGUCAUGAAAGCUCAGAAGAUGCUUUUGCAUAGCCGCGUGCGCGCGCGCGAGCGAGCGGGCCCUAACAUGACAGGCUCUUCAGCGAUAGGGAAGUAACGGCUAGCUGCGCAGCUGAACUCUAAAUCACUUCCUGAAAAACCAUACCGCCCACAAAAAGAACUGCGUGGCUUUGUGACUGAAGGAGGUGGAGGCAGAGGAAAAAACUGACACGUGGAUUAUCCCUCCCAGGGCAUCGGGACAAGCCGAAACAGACUCCCUCUGUUUCUGUAUCAAGCUUAGUUUUGCGACCGUUGUUGCAUGUGUCCCGACAGACGGUGAAAUAACCGGAGGGGAGGCUGCCGUCACCACCUCGCAUUGAAUGGCAGUAAUUCAAAAACAUGGCAAAAGCUAUAGUCCAGAUCUGGUCUGUCUUAAGGAGAACCAUCCACCGGACAAGACGGGGGUCGCCGGUGGCCACAAGAAGUGCCCUGAACACCACACCAACUGGUCAAGACCUGUGGCGAGGGUGUGGACCGUGGUUUUGCUGCUGGGGACAUGCCUCCUCUACUGUGCCCGUGUGGCGAUGCCCAUCUGUGCUGUGAGCAUGGCGGAGAAGUUCAACUGGACCAAGCGGGAGUCCGGCAUGGUCCUGGGCAGCUUCUUCUGGGGGUACUGCUUCACUCAGGUGUUCGGAGGCUAUGUCAGUGACAGAGUUGGAGGUGAGAAGGUCCUCCUGCUUGCUGCGGCUGCCUGGGGGUCAAUGACAGCGUUCACCCCCAUCCUGGCCCACCUUUGCUCCCAGCCAAUCCUGUCAAUGACACUGGCUCGUUUCCUCAUGGGGCUGCUGCAAGGGGUCCAUUAUCCUUCUCUAGCAAGCCUCUGCUCACAAAAGGUGGUGGAAAGUGAAAGAGGCUUCCUCAUGAGCACUGUGGGUAGUGGCUCCUACUUGGGCACUCUGCUGAUUGGAGGGGCUGGCUCCCUCAUGCUGGAUCUUUACGGCUGGGAGAGUGUUUUCUACAUCUCUGGUUUCAUGUCUGUCCUCUGGGCCUACUGUAUGUGGAAAUAUUUGCUCAAAGGCGAAGGACCUCUCAUCAGCCUGGAGUCUCUUGGCAGUGGUGGUUCACAGUCAAAACUUACCAAACGACAUUGGUUACGGCUCUUUAAACAGCGUGCAGUCUGGGCCGUCAUAGUGACGCACCUUUGCACAGCCAGCACUUACUUCACUCUUUUGUCAUGGUUACCGACGUUCUUUAAAGAAAGCUUCCCUGAUGCCAAGGGUUGGGUGUUCAACGUCAUUCCGUGGUUAGUGGCCAUACCUUCAUCUCUCUUCAGCGGCUGUUUAUCUGACCACCUCAUUAGUCAAGGUGUUGACACAGUGUCGGUGAGAAAAUUGAUGCAGUUUUUCUCCAUGGGUGUGUCUAGUGUGUUUACCUUCCUUUUAUGUGGCAACACUACCUUCCUGUGGGCUGUGGCAUUUGUGUCAGCUACCAUGGGCCUCACCACCUUCAGUCACAGUGGUGUUUCUGUUAAUGUUCAAGAUCUGGCCCCCUCCUGUGCUGGAUCUCUGUUUGGUGUUAUGAAUACAUGUGGUGCCUUCUCAGGAGUCAUAAUGGUGUAUUUCUCGGGCUAUCUCAUCGAAGCCACAGGCUCGUGGGCGUCCGUUUUUGCCCUGAUUACUACAGUCAACUUGUUGGGCCUGUUUACCUUCCUGGCAUUUGCAGAAGCCCGCAGAGUGGACAUCGACUCCAGUAAGAUCCGUCACCACAACAUCCACAUCUAAAUCCUCAUCGAUCAAUGGGACCAGCGUGUCAUUCCCAAAGGAAGUGGGACUUCAGGCAAUCAGCACCCAGACGAUUAUCCAUUUUCUUUGGGUAGGAAGCAGCUCAUGCCUGGGACCUGCAGACACUCAAAAUUGCUCAAGAAAUUCUUGCAGAAGUUACUGAAAAGCACAUGAUGUAUUGCACAACGUUACUGAAAAGUCAUGAUGGUUACAGCAGCUCUGGGUCAUGAAGGAGACAUUUAGAAGAAGUUGUUAAGGAAAGCUUGCACAGUAGUGAAACAGCUGCAGAUCAGUCAGUACUUCUUAAGUGGUUUUAGCUCAGAACAGUCGCCUAGAAUGAGCUUUCAUUGGUUUGGUUGAGAACCAUAGGAGGGGAAUCUAUUUAUUGACCAAAGUGUGUUUAACGCCUCUGCAGUAAAUGGUUAUCUACAUCCUUGGAGUUAAUCAACAUGUUGCUUCCCCCCCCAGCACUUGACAACUUACUGUUUGGAAAUAAGGAGUUUUUAUUGGCUUUCUGUUAUCACCAACUUAUCUUCAUCUUCCCGGAUUGAUGACAUUGAAACCCAUUCAAAACUUCCCUCCUAACAGGAUUUACCUGGCCGUGUCACGCCAACAUUCACUGGCUUCAUUUCAAGUUUUUUUUAAAGCACUUCUAAUGAAAGGUGUGUGCUUUGAAGGUGCUGUGUGAGCCUCGAUAGGUGUGUGGCAGCUCCGACAGACAAAGGUGGUUUGUUCCUCUUACUUCGAAGGGAUGGGGGAGGUGGGACAGGGCAACUCAAGGAGAGUCCAACCUCCACGACCUGAAAUCUUUCAUUAGUGCUCCCCUCUCUCCCUUCCCUGCAAAAGAAAAAAAAGUCUGAAUGACACCUCAUUACCUUGCAACUAAUUAGUUGGCAGACGCUUUAAUAGCCUAUAUGAUUCCUUUUUUUUUGUAGUCCUUUUGUACCAUGCUCCGUUUCCUUGGUUACGAUCUUAUUUCAUUAUUUAUGACAAAUCACGAGGAACAAUAUGGUAGCACAACCUUAUCUGAAUGGAUCUGUGAUGUCCUAAGUAAUGUUUUUGUAAUUUACAAGACCAAAGGUUUUACUUUUUUUUAUUAUUAUCUGUCUUACUUUCUUUUCCUUCAUGAAUUAGAAAAAAAGUUUUAUAUUUAUAUGGCCUCAUUAAUUUUCAAAAAGGUUUGGGGUGAAUAAAUGCCUAUUUGUAUAAUAAACCUAAAAUACAUGUAAUAUAAUUCAAUGUAAAUAUGUUAUCAUAAAGGAAUUAUAUAUUUAUAUAAUUAGAUAGAAUAACAAUAUUUUAUUUAAAUGCAGGAUCAAUAUUAAAACACAUUCUAAUCUGUUAAAACCUUGAAAUGUUGCACUAAAGUGAAACCUGAUUUCAAAUUAGCAACAUGCUUACCUAGACAUCGAAUUAGUACAUAAUUGUUACAAAAAUAGUGCUUAUAAUGUGUUAUUUUUUGAUCAUUGUACUUUUUUUGCCUUUGUUUCAUGUAUCUAAAAUGAGAGCCACAUUUUCGUUAUUUUUAUUUUUUUACAUUUACUGUUUUAUCAUUUUUUUGGUACAUUUUGAACCAAAUUAAGUGCAUCUUCUUGUUACACAAAGGAAUCAGCUUUAAGGAGUAAAAUAUGACUGAACAUUGUUUUCUUUUAGAUUUUUGUAUCUUUAGGUGAUUAUAUAUGUUUAGUAUUUUAUCUAUUUUCAGUUACUCCAACACUUAAAUGCAAGAGUCAUUCUCACUUCACACGUUAGUCAUCUCAAGGUUACAGCAGAUCUUUUGUUAAUUUAUAAACUGUUGUAGCAUUUAAUGUAGCUUUGAGUCUGACAAUGAAAGGAAGUGCUUUUGUGUAGGAAACGGUACAGAUAAGCAUAAUCAGUCUUUGUUUGUUGUUGCUGGAAUUCCCCAACUGGAAUUAAUUCUCAGAAGCUUUUGCAAAUGACAGUAAAUCACAUGUAUACUUUUGUAUUCUGCUCAUUUUUUGUAUGAUUUGCAAACACAAUUGCUUAGUUGCUGUUUUCACUGAGAGUUGCCUGAUACAUACUUUUGAUAACAGAAGGAAGGAAAAAGAGGCUUAAGCAAGAAUAUGCAGUAUUGUAACGCUUACAAAAUAUGCUGUAUUUAAAAUAAAAUCUAUUUUGUCAACA